UCAUCACCGCUAUAAAUACUCAGCCCACUUCAGAAACCAUCUCUGCAAAUUCAACCAAUUCCAUUCCUAAUCCGAGCAAUGGGCAAGAAGCAGAACGGCAGCCAUGGAAGCGACAAAGAAGAAGACAGUACCACCGCCGUGUUCAACAUCGAUAUGCACUGCGAGGGCUGCGCCAACAAACUCAGAAGGUGUGUCCGACAAAUCCAAGGCGUUGAGAGAGUCAGAGCCGAUUGGGAAGCCAACAAGCUAACAGUGAUCGGAAAAUUCGACGCGUCGACGCUCCGAGAGAAGCUCGCCGAUAAAACUAAUAAGAAAAUCGACAUUGUCUCGUCGGAGGGCAAGAAGGAAAAGAAAUCGAAGAAACCGGAUGAAGAAGCAGAGGACGAGAAGCCCAAAGACAAAGAGAUUCCGGUGACGACGGCGACGUUGAAGGUGGAACUGCAUUGCCAGGGUUGCGUCGAGAGGAUUUACAAAGUCGUAUCCAGGACCAAGGGAGUGGAGGAUAUGGCGAUGGAGAGACAAAAGGAUUUGGUUACGGUGAAAGGGAAAAUGGACGUCAAGGCUCUGGUUCACAAUUUGGAAGACAAACUGAAGCGGAAAGUUGCAGUGGUGGUACCCAAAAAGGACAAUGACGACGGAGAUGGCGGCGACAAGAACAAAAGCGGCGGAGAGGUCACUCAAGAGGACGGCGGCGGAGAAACGGACGGCGACAGACUUGAUUACAUGGCAGUUCCGGCUCCGGGUUAUGAGUACGGGUUCGGGUACGGGUACGGGUACGGGUACGGUCAUGGUGGAUUCGUUGGAGAACAUUUGCCUUCGUCUCAAAUGUUUAGCGAUGAGAAUCCGAAUGCCUGCACAGUUAUGUAAUAAAUAUAGUUUUUUUUUCUUUUAAAUAAAUGUAAUUCGGCAU
Cucurbita moschata (crookneck pumpkin) is the source of this 910-nucleotide messenger RNA. Its product is annotated as heavy metal-associated isoprenylated plant protein 3. The transcript is spliced from 5 exons. Bases 79 to 867 code for a protein of 262 amino acids. Gene Ontology annotation, molecular function: metal ion binding. The record is from RefSeq and is a predicted model, not a curated record. NCBI's taxonomy places the organism in Eukaryota, Viridiplantae, Streptophyta, Magnoliopsida, Cucurbitales, Cucurbitaceae.